AUGGGUUGUACUCAUUGGACAAAGCAACUCGAAGUGGAUGGUACAAUAAAUAAAGCUAAUUCAAAUGUUUUUAAAAGUUUAUCUUAUGUAACAACUGAAUUUGAUUUAUCAGGAUUAGACAGUGAAGAUGAAGACGUAAAUUAUUCUUAUCAUUCAAUAAUGAAAAAUCACAAACAACAUCUGGCAAAUAAAGUUUUUUCACCUUUACACGGAUUAAAUUCUUCUAACAAUACGUGUUCGACAGUAAUUAAUAGUGUUUUGGAUAAUCGAGUUGUUCAAACAGGUGUUUAA
Rotaria sp. Silwood2 is the source of this 291-nucleotide messenger RNA. NCBI's taxonomy places the organism in Eukaryota, Metazoa, Rotifera, Eurotatoria, Philodinida, Philodinidae. The record is from the annotation of a GenBank genome assembly.